Messenger RNA from Tetranychus urticae (two-spotted spider mite), 1757 nucleotides. It is a transcript of the gene UQCR-C2, whose product is annotated as Ubiquinol-cytochrome c reductase core protein 2. Lineage: Eukaryota; Metazoa; Arthropoda; Arachnida; Trombidiformes; Tetranychidae. The record is from RefSeq and is a predicted model, not a curated record. Gene Ontology annotation, cellular component: mitochondrion. Gene Ontology annotation, molecular function: metal ion binding.
ACUCUAACCUUGGCUUGUCCUGGUCUGAGUUACUGUUGUCAGGUUUAUCAAAUUGUGAUUAAAAUCAAUUCAUCUGAAUUAUUUACCAUUGACUUGGUUAUUAUUUAAUUAAUUAUUUGUUUAAUCAUUAUUUCAACAUCAUGAAGGGUAAGCUUGCGUUAUCCGGUCUCAUGAAGAGAUCCUUUGCUGCCCAAGCUCAAGCUGCACGUAAAAGUGAGCCUAAUCAUUUGGCUAAAGGUGAACUGAAGACUAAAGUAUUACCUAAUGGUAUGACUGUAGCUUCUCUAGAAAAUCUUUCACCUGUCUCCAAGAUUGGUGUAUUUGUUCGAGCUGGACCUCGCUUUGAAACUUCCAAAGAGGCUGGUGCAUCUCACUUGAUUCGAUAUGCAGCUGGAAUGCAUACACAAAAUUUCACCAUUUUUGGUAUAACCCGUAACAUGGAAUACUCUGGUGCUUCUCUUACAGCCUCCUCUACCAGAGAUGACAUUAUUUAUCAAAUGAACGGACUACGUGAAUCUAUGAAGGAUAAUUUCAAGUACCUUGCUGACACUAUCGCUCGACCAGCUUUUAAAUUCUGGCAACUUGACGAUUAUAAGUAUCGAUUGGAAGUGGAGAUUGAACGAUCCAAACUUGACCCACAACAAGUUCUUUUAGAUGAAGUUCAUCGCAUCGCUUUCAAAGGAGGUUUAUCUAAUUCUCUAUAUGCUAGCAAGGAGGUUAUUGAACAUCAUGAUCCAGAACAUUUGUCCGAGAUGCUUCAUCAUUACCAUAGCAGAAAUUUUAUGAACAAGCGAACCACAGUCAUUGGUAUUGGAGUUGACCAGGAUCGAUUGUUAGAACAUGUUGAGAAAACUUUCGGAUUACCUGAUCUUUCUGGUCCAGAAUUAGUAAAAUCUAAAUUUAUUGGAGGUGAAUCAAGGAUAAUUAUGGAUGCUGAUCGCGAUCAGACUUUUGCUGUUAUAGGUACCGAAGGAGUGAGUGCUGAAAAUCUUAAAGAUGUUGCCACAUAUACUUUAUUACAAGCUAUCCUUGCAACUGGAGUACACACAAAGAAAGGUGUUGGAGCAAGUAAACUAGCCCAAGCAGCAGCUAAAGUAGCCAAAGCUCCUUUCAGAGUUGACGGUGUUAAUAUCAAUUAUGCCGAUACUGGUCUCUUUGGUUUUGCUAUUGCAUGUCAUGCUUCAGAAUCUGGUGAUAUCGUCAAAGCUGUUGUUGCUAAAAUGAAGGAGACUUGCAAAAAUUUGAAAGAGGAAGAUUUACAACACGCAAAAAAUCGUGUCAAGGGAUCUUUUGCUUUGUCUCUCGAAGACCAAAACAACCUUUUGGAUCAUUUGGGUAUGAUUCUGACAAAUCAUAAUGAAGUUAAAUCAGUCGAUGAUAUGGAAAAAUUGGUUGAUGGAAUUACAUUAAAGGAUGUUUCCGCGGCUGCCGCAAAGAUCAUGAAAACAAAGGGUACUCUAGUGUCUGUGGGUAAUUUAGAUAAUAUGUGCUAUUUAGAUGAGCUAACAGCCUAAUCAAUUCCGAUAAAUAAAAUUUUAACUGAAGUGUUGGACGUAUAUGACAAAGCUAAUGUGAAAAAUUUGAACCCUUAAAUUCCCUACUCUGAAUUAGAACAUGUAAAUUAAACUAUUGUUAAUCGAUUGCCUCAAAUCGAGUUUGGGUUCGUAUGUACAAAGUAAAUCUAUAUUUAUCCUUCAUUUCUGUUCACCGCAAGAUUAAAGAAAUUCAGACGAGCCUGUUUUAUUUAAACAUUUUAA